AUGGAACACAGAAGAUUGCGCAAAGAGCCGCUACCUGGAGGUCGUCAGGGCGCGUCUGGAGCUGGCGCUGGACGCGACAGCAUGCGAACCGCCAGCCGAGCGCGAGGUGCUGCACGACCACCCAGCAGCCCCUCGCAUCCACCAUCCCCACCAGCUUGCUUGGUGUCGGCAGGGUCUUCGCAGACCCAGCAAUCGGCACCCGCCACUGGUGGAGUACGCCGCAUGCGACGGACCAUCAAUAUGAAUUCAAACGCAUUGCCGGCGUAUUUUAGGGCGAAAGGGGGAGAAAUUGGAGGUUUCGCGUAUCGGGCUAGGAUGCAUCGUCUUUUUACUGAGCUGGAGCCAUCUAUUACUGUCACCGAGCAAAACCUGGCAGACCGAGUUCGGUAUAUCUUACGCUCAAAUAUAUUUGAUGGCGCCGAACUCGAACGGCUACGACGUGAGGCUGUUCCCUCAUCAAAUGAAAACGCUACGACUGGGGGAACUAGAAAUAGAGCAAAUGAGGAGUACAUUGGAAGAGGCGAUUAUGGAAACGCGCAGUACGCCUCUCGAAAAUCGACCGCGACUUCCCCGCAUAGCCCUCAGCAAGCGGAAUCGGGCUAUCGUGAGGGCUCUGAACCCAUGCUGGUGACCUAUUUAGAAGCCAGCCGGGUCCUUUGCGAGACGGACUUAAUUCUCUUUGGCGCCGCACUAGCAGUCUGCCGUAUUAUAGGCGCCAAACUUUCCACGGCUGGACGCACUACUGGACAAAGUAGUGCUAUCCCAGCCUGGAGAACAAGAAUUGAAGAACGUAUCGCAAAGGCUAGGGCCCUCAUCGGCAGACUGAUAUGCUUCAGGUCAGGCAAUACCAGGCCAAGGAUUGUGCGCACCGUCAGGAUGGCGUUUGCUGGGACAAAUGUCAGUUUGUCCCAGCCGGAUAUAAUGCAAAAACUGACGGAGCGCAUAGACGACCUGAAGCAGAGAAUCGCUGCUUGGGGAAAGCGAAUUCGGCGAUAUACCGAGAGGUCGACACGGUUCAACCAGAAUCGUCUCUUCCAGAGUGAUCAGAAGAGGCUCUAUAAAUCAUUGGAGCGACCAAUGGUAAGUGGAACGGGCCCAGUACCGAAUCAGGCCGACACGGUCGCAUUCUGGCGCAGCCUGUGGUCAGAGCCCGUAAACCACAACGAGGGCCCUUGGACGGAAGUUGUGGCGAGUCAGUGUGCGGGUAUUACGCCCAUGGACCCCGUCACCAUAACGCCGGAUGACGUAGCUGAGGCGGUCCGUAGGGCCCCGAACUGGAAAAGUCCGGGACUCGACGGGCUGCAUCACUACUGGCUGAAGGGGUUCGUGGCCGACACUGUAGCAUUCUGGCGCGGCCUGUGGUCAGAGCCCGUAAACCACAGCGAGGGCCCUUGGACGGAAGUUGUGGCGAGUCAGUGUGCGGGUAUUACGCCCAUGGACCCCGUCAUCAUAACGCCGGAUGACGUAGCUGAGGCGGUCCGUAGGGCCCCGAACUGGAAAAGUCCGGGGCUUGACGGGCUGCAUCACUACUGGCUGAAGGGGUUCAUGACAAAGAGCAAGCCACUUUCAAAAGAUGAAAGCAAAGCCUUACUCGAACUUAUUGAAAUGAGCAAAAUUAUAAUAUCUAAAGCCACAAACGCCAGCAGCAAUAAAAUGAAAGACAAAGAGUGGGUACGAAUAGCCGAGCAGUUUAAUGCUACAGCAACUUCUGAUACAUAA
Messenger RNA from Parnassius apollo (apollo), 1719 nucleotides. Lineage: Eukaryota; Metazoa; Arthropoda; Insecta; Lepidoptera; Papilionidae. The record is from the annotation of a GenBank genome assembly.